AGCAGUGUGCUGCAGACUGACGGGCUCGUCGACCUUGUUCCCUCUGCUCAUUGUGGAGGUGGAAGCACGACUGUCUUCAAUCUCCUGACCUGCCUGUGUUCACUGCUCCAAGUGGGGGAGACGACGACAGCACUUUUUUUCUGAGUGGCUGCCGACAAACACUUCUCCGGGGGACACCUGCUGUCAGGACAAUGAGGCUCCCCACACUGAUGCCCUCUUUGGGGCUCAUGACCUGCACACUGGUGCUAAUGUUGCCGCUGUUAGCGUCCUGUCAUCCAGCACGGACCUCAGGACAGCCCAGCCUGGUGUUCAUGGAGCAGUUUAGCCGUCCACGCCUCGGAUUUAAUUGGAGAAAUAUCACCUGCCCCCUGUGCAAAGCAGUCUUCACCAUCCUUGAUAUCGCCCUUCUGAGUGAUACAAAUGAAGAGCGAGUGGCACGUGCAGUAGGUGAGGCAUGUAUCCGUCUCCAUCUGGCUGAUGAGCUGGUGUGUCGAGAAAUAACAGAGCUGUUCAGGGAUGACUUCAUCCGGGCCCUGCAGGAGUCCCUGCUGUGGCCCAGUGAAGCGUGCGCCCUGCUGGUGGGGCCUUCCUGUGGCAAAUUUGACAUCUAUGCACCCUGGAACAUUACCUUGCCAAAAGUCCCUAAGCCCCCUGUUGCACCACCCUCUCCUCCCAAACCUGGCUCUCCACAGAGCAGGAUCCUGUUUUUAACUGACAUCCACUGGGACAAGGAGUAUGAAGCCGGCAGCGCUGCAGACUGCAAGGACCCUCUGUGUUGUCGUAAAGACUCAGGCUCUCCCAGCUGGAGGCGGAGAGAGGCUGGGUACUGGGGAACCUACAGUAAGUGUGACCUGCCUCUGCGUACAGUGGAGAACCUCCUGGAAAAUGCUGCCAGAACCGGACCCUGGGACUGGGUCUACUGGACCGGAGAUAUACCAGCACACAAUGUUUGGUCUCAGACCAGGAAACAACAGCUGUCAGAGCUUACAGUCAUCUCCAGGCUCAUCCACAAGCACCUGGGACCUAAUGUGACAGUUUACCCUGCCGUAGGAAACCAUGAGAGUACGCCAGUAAACAGCUUCCCACCACCCUUUGUACAUGGUAACAGAUCCUCCGCCUGGCUCUACAAUACAAUGGCAGAGGAGUGGUCAGCAUGGUUACCAGAGCAAGCUUUGAUCACUUUAAGAUAUGGAGGAUUCUACACAGUGGAGAUUCAGCCUGGUCUGAGAGUGGUGUCCCUCAACAUGAACUUUUGUGCCCGAGAGAAUUUCUGGCUGAUGGUGAACUCUACUGACCCUGCUAACCAGCUGCAGUGGCUAGUUCAUGUACUCCAGGCCAGUGAGGACAAGGGAGAGAAGGUACAUAUUAUUGGUCACAUCCCACCUGGCCUGUGUCUUGGAAGCUGGAGCUGGAACUACUAUCACAUUGUCAGCAGAUAUGAAAGUACAAUUACGGGACAGUUUUUUGGCCAUACACAUCUGGAUGAAUUCCAAAUGUUUUACGAUGAGAUGACGCUGACCCGCCCAUUGGGAGUGGCAUUCAUUGCUCCCAGUGCCACUACUUAUGUUAAUCUUAACCCAGGAUACCGUGUCUACUAUGUUGAUGGGAAUUACAAAGGUAGCUCUCAUCUUGUGCUUGAUCAUGAAACCUACAUCCUCAACCUCACAAAGGCAAACCACAGUCCAGGUGCGCCAUUCAACCCAGAACCAAACCCGAAAUGGACACUGCUGUACCGCGCCACUGAGGCCUAUGGUCUUUCCAGUCUGUUCCCUUCUGAUUUCAAUGGGCUGAUUCGGACCUUUAUUAAUGAUGACCGAGUUUUCCAAAAGUUCUGGUACUUCAGACAUAAAGGACAUGUGUCGGAGCCCUGCAAGGAGACCUGCAAAACCACAGUGCUUUGCUUUCUGCGAAGCGGGCGCUAUGAUGAGCUGGAGCAGUGCGACCUCCUCAAUGGUUUUGGAGGAAACUUGGUUAAGGCUGCCAGAAAAACUCUUUGUUGAUCUGAGGAAGUUUGGACUGAAUGAUUGGAUAGGGAAAAAGCAAUAGGACCAAAAACGAAAUUGAGCCAGAAAAAGUUAAUUCUUCCUGUUGCUGGUGGGUCAACAAGGAUUGUUGUAUGUUUGUCAUUUAUUACUGUAACAGUUUAUGUAGAUUUUGUAAAACCUGAGGGUGAGUCUGAAGAGUUCUGAGUUAUGCCUUGUGUUGCCAGUAAUGUUUUUACAAAAACAUUUCACUUAUUGUGCUUGGCAACAGGGCUUUGGGUUGCCUGUUGUUGUUUAGCAAUGCCAAUUGUGUUAAAGCUGCUUUGAAAGUGUCCAGUAUGAUGUUCUGUUAAAUGCUUGAAAUGCACAAAAUAGCAGGGGUUAAGUGCUUUGUUCAAGAUUGUCAUGAUUUUGUAGUGAGUGCCUUGUGUCAGGGAGGAUGGGUUUCAUAAAAUUUGGAUGCUUUCGUCAGAUUUUCUCCACACAGGAAAUUUCAUCAAAUCCUUUCUUGGGACAUAGUCAUGACUUCGAAAGCAAACUUUCCACUAUCUGACUUUUUUUUUUUUUUACCUGUCCCACAAUGCAAUGUUCAUAGGAUUUGAAGAUUUGUAAAACCAUUCAGUAGGCCACUGACUUUAUUAUUUGAGGACUGAGUUUUGCUAAGAUGUUUUGCAGCAUACAGGAUCUAAACUCCAAAAAUUUUGACAGUCCUCUGUGGGCACUGUUGUGGAGAUUUCAGUCAGGUUCUACCUUAGUAUCUACCUUAAUGCGUGACACCAUCUGCCUCAGCAAAGAAGUCUUCAAACCUAAAAGAGGAUCAGUAUUUCUCACUGAGGUUUACUUCUGUCUGCACUUUAAUUCUUUUGUUGGCUAGUUAACUUCUAGGUUUAAUAGAGAACAAUUUUGAUUGACCCAAAGUGUGACAAGCUUGGGAAGAAUUUCAGAUCUUGAUCUAAAUGUGACCUGUGGUGUAACAUGAGCAUGACAAGAAAUGCAACUUGUAAAUUGAGCAAUAAUUUAAAGAGAUUGUAUAAAUUAUGAGUAAAAGAUGAAAUCUGAUACACUUCUCCACUUAUUUGUUGUGAAGGAAAAAAUACUGAUUACAAAUUAAAGGGUUGUUUAUUUUUUAGCAAUACAUUGGUUAAAAUUUUUCAAAAGUAAAAGCAA
This is a messenger RNA of Seriola dumerili (greater amberjack), 3149 nucleotides long. RefSeq names its product sphingomyelin phosphodiesterase 1 (gene smpd1). The record is from RefSeq and is a predicted model, not a curated record. The transcript has 9 exons. The coding region runs from base 192 to 2000 and encodes 602 amino acids. Lineage: Eukaryota; Metazoa; Chordata; Actinopteri; Carangiformes; Carangidae. Gene Ontology annotation, biological process: ceramide biosynthetic process; sphingomyelin catabolic process. Gene Ontology annotation, cellular component: lysosome. Gene Ontology annotation, molecular function: acid sphingomyelin phosphodiesterase activity.